UUUUCAAAAUUUUUUGUAAAACAAAUUUUGAUUGAAAAAUGGCAGCCCUGAUUUCCUGCAUCUUCUCCUCUUCGACGCUGCUGUCAAUGGGGCUCUACCACCUCAUCUGCACCACCCGAAACCACCUAAAGUCCCCUCGAGACUACACCGCAAAGCCCUACCACCCCUUCCCCCCUGCCUCCUCCUCUUCAACCCUGAAGCACAUCCAGCUCUACCUGCUCAUCCUCUACCUCUUGCUGGCCUUGGGUCACCAACUCCUCACUUCCUCCGACUCCGACCCACUCAUCAAAGGUCACACCCCAGUCCACCGUUUCUCCUCCCUGCAGUCCGCCGCCGUGCUCUUCCUAUUCCUCAUCCUCUCCAUCUCGCUCCUCCUUUCCUCCACCACCUCCCUCCUCCCCAUCCCCUCAGACCUCUUCUUCGCAAUAGCCUCUGUUGUCUUCUUCCUUCACUACUAUAUCUCCUCCGCCGCCGCCUCCUUCCAGAUCUCCGAUCUCCAGGCCAAAUGCGACUCCGUCUCCUCCUGGAUUUCUGCUGCCUCUGCCCUCCUCUGCCUCCUCCUCGCUUGCCAGCCCAGAUUGUUCAUCGCCGAUGUGGGUUUCGGCGCUUCCAUCUGUCUCCAGGGGCUCUGGGCUUUGCAGACUGGUUUGUCGCUUUAUGUCGAGGCUUUCAUCCCCGAGGGUUGUCAUCGUCUCUUGGAUGUCGUCAAUGGGGUCGAGGGUUCCACCAAAUGUGAUCUAGAGGAGUCUAGGUUUAGGGCCGUUGCUAUUCUGGAUCUCGCAUUUGUGGUUCAUGUCACUUUUGUUCUCGUCACCGUCAUUGGUGUUUAUGCAGCCAUAGCUAAGAGCGUUGGUUUGAAAAGGCUUGGCUCCUAUGAGGCAUUGCCCACUAUGUCCUCCGGAGGCGGAGAUUCCAAUCACAAUCACGUCCAGAUGAAGGCUUUGGCGGGAACGCAAGCCUGAACUCUCAUCUCAGAGUUCGUUUGCAGAAUGGGUCAAAAGUUGGUUUGAAAUCCCCGGUCCUUCCAAAGAUGAUAUUGGAUGAAUUAGUCAAUCUAACACUGUUUUGUUUUCAUAAAUUUGGAAGACUAGUUUUCUUGGAACAAGUUUGCCUUUGAUUAUACUCAUUGCAGUCCUGCUGAAACCUUGUUGAUGGCGAACAGCUUGUGUCUGGAGUUGGAGGAAACUUGCAUACAUCUGGACACCCUACCUGAAAACGAUCCAGACGGGGAAGGCUCUUUUUGGACACCUCCUGUUUAUGGAUUCUUCAAGAUGAUGCAAAAGAGGCAUUUUGCCUACCCUUAUGCAGUAUAUGGUGCAGUUGUUUGUGACUGUUCUGGUAUUUUUGGUCGGGAGCGCAGGGCAUGGAGAACGUUCUGAAGGCACCCCCCUUUACCGGUAUGUGCCACUGUUUGUACAAAGCUUUCUCGUCUCUUGGUCAUUGGGGUGUACCAAAUUUGUGAUGGAAACAGACUCUGAUCUGGUUAUAGCCUUAUUCUGAGUGUGCAGCUCCCUUCGUGGGAAAUUUGCAACUUUUUGGAGGACGUUUGGCAUUUCAAGCACUUUUCUUAA
Messenger RNA from Telopea speciosissima, 1571 nucleotides. RefSeq lists its product as uncharacterized. Bases 39 to 962 code for a protein of 307 amino acids. NCBI's taxonomy places the organism in Eukaryota, Viridiplantae, Streptophyta, Magnoliopsida, Proteales, Proteaceae. The record is from RefSeq and is a predicted model, not a curated record. The transcript is spliced from 2 exons.